UGUCACGAUACAGCAGUGCUUUGCGGGCUCGCAAUAUGUAUGCAGCCUUUCGCUUGUACAAGUAGGUGCCGGUCGUUCGACUUAACAAUAUUAACUGUGGAUUUAGUGUUUAGUGGGUUUAUUGUUUAUUGAAGAUCGCAGAUUAGUUUUAAUAUUAAAAAUGGUGUUGGGUGCGAAAAAGGCCAUCCAACAUGUGCCGAGCAAGGGUAGGAUAUCCAUUAUGAGGAUACAAAACUUUACUGUGCAAAAAAGACAAUCAGUCGUGAGGGCGGUAUACGGUUCUUUUCUGGUGGUUUUCGCCGUAUUGCUAAUGACAGUUGACCCGGCCACCAUAGUUACGAAUUGGUUCCUGGACGUCCAGGAAGGCAGGCUGAUCUACAGGAUGUGGAACAAGCCGACGUACGAGGUGUAUUCCGAGGUGUACAUAUUCAACUACACGAACGUUGACCAGUUCAUGAGUGGGGAGGACAAACAACUCAACUUGGAAGAGAUUGGACCGUUCAAGUUUCAAGAAAUAAGAGAGAACGAGAACAUAACAAUUGACAGAGAGCGGGGUGUGAUGACCAUGAACCCAACUCUGAGGCUUAACUUCCUCCCCAAUGAAUCAAUUGCGCACUACAAGGAUGUCCAAAUCAUGGUGCCCAAUAUCGCGUUACUUGCUAUUAGCACACUCCUGGCUGACAACACUGGGUACUUCGUGAACGUUGGGGCGUAUUACUCCAUCUCGGCGCUGGGGUCCAAGCUGUUCAGGAACAUGACUGCAGAAGCAUAUCUGUGGGGCUACGAUGAUCCCCUGGUCUCGCUUGCCAGCAAACUGCUGCCAGGCUGGAUAGAUUUUGGGAAGAUUGGCAUUUUGGAUAGAUUCUACGCUCCAAAAAAAGAAGAAACGGAGGUGGAACUAAGGAACUUGUCCAGGAAAUUUUCCAUCAACACCUGGAAUAAGCUAACCGGACUUGAAGAACAGGGAUUUACGGAUUGGAACACUAGCAUUCCUUGCAACCAAGUCAAAGGCACGUACGAAGCCCUGAUCUUAACUCCUGGACUCAGCAAAGAUGUGGACAUCCCGGUGUUCAGGAAGCAAGCCUGUAGGACCUACCCCUUCACCUUCCUUGAGGAGGUCAAAAGUCAUGGAGUCAACUUGUAUCGGUUUAUGAUGGACAAGAACGCGUUUAACAAAACCUCCCGCUACGCUUGUGAGUGCACGAAAAAUUGUCUACCAGACGGAUUUGUGGAUAUCAGCAGCUGCUAUUAUGGGUUCCCUAUCACGCUAUCGAAACCUCACUUCUUGGACGUGGAUCCAGCUAAUCAGGCUCACUACAGAGGCUUUUCACCAGAUCCCAUAAAGCACAGAUCUAUCCUGGAUGUGGAGCCGGUGACUGGCGUGAAUAUGGCGGUGACCAGUAACAUCCAAAUAAACGUCGCCGUUCGGACGUCCGCGGGGAAUCCUAUCACAAAGCCUUUCAAAGACAAGGUCGUGCCUAUAUUGUGGUUUUCAUUGUUCUGCAAAGAGGCACCCCCAGAAGUCGUCAAUCUACUGUGGCUUCGCUUGGUCCUGGCUCCUCCCCUACUUAUCACCGUAUCCAUACUGCUUCUAAUCAUUGGGAUGUUCCUUGGCGUCCAAGGAUUCCACCGUCUCUGGAAGCCAAGGUAUAAGCUCGUCCAGCAAGAACCAAAGACAAGAAAGAAAAGCGUAGAGAGGAGACGGAACAGUGUCGUUGUCAACAUGGCAGAUAAUAAUGGUUUUAUAGAUGAACAAGCGUUAGCGAAAGAAGCAGUGUCCUUACUAGCUAUAACAGAAGAGGACGGUGAGGGUAUAUCAGAUUUACUUCUUAACGAGUGAUAAAUUUAGAUAAAGCUGAUAGGUAUUAUUUAUUGUAACGUAUUCUAAUAUACGAGUGUAGAAUUAGUUUUCGAGUUCAAUAAUCU
Messenger RNA from Pararge aegeria (speckled wood butterfly), 1926 nucleotides. Its product is annotated as scavenger receptor class B member 1-like. The record is from RefSeq and is a predicted model, not a curated record. Gene Ontology annotation, molecular function: scavenger receptor activity. Lineage: Eukaryota; Metazoa; Arthropoda; Insecta; Lepidoptera; Nymphalidae. The transcript has 13 exons. Gene Ontology annotation, cellular component: membrane; cytoplasm. Bases 161 to 1840 code for a protein of 559 amino acids.